Molecule: messenger RNA, 1164 nt
Organism: Pectinophora gossypiella (pink bollworm)
Lineage: Eukaryota; Metazoa; Arthropoda; Insecta; Lepidoptera; Gelechiidae
Gene: SmD3
Product: small nuclear ribonucleoprotein Sm D3
Exons: 2
Coding region: 154-540 (128 amino acids)
Biological process (GO): spliceosomal snRNP assembly; RNA processing
Cellular component (GO): spliceosomal tri-snRNP complex; commitment complex; catalytic step 2 spliceosome
Molecular function (GO): RNA binding
Source: RefSeq, a predicted model, not a curated record
AAAAACGAAUCUGUCACUGUCAAAACAAAACAAUCGGCGUCUAGCUUUAUUUGCCAUUUUUGUGAAAAUUUUUAAUUUUCAUCCAUAAUCAUCGCGUUAAAUUAGUGCGUUAGUUAUUAUUUUUGUAGUACGUGUAUAACUACAACUUUCAGAAUGUCGAUAGGUGUGCCUAUUAAAGUACUGCAUGAAGCGGAAGGUCAUGUAGUGACCUGCGAAACGAAUACCGGCGAAGUGUACCGCGGGAAGCUGAUCGAAGCUGAGGAUAACAUGAAUUGUCAGAUGACGCUGGUGACGGUGACGUAUCGGGACGGCCGUGUCGCGCAGCUGGAGAAUGUGUACAUUAGAGGGUCAAAGAUCCGAUUCCUGAUACUGCCGGACAUGCUGAAGAAUGCACCAAUGUUCAAACGACAAGGCAAUAAGCCAACUGCCGGUCGAGGGAAAAGUGCAAUAUUACGGGCACAAGCGGCGGGGCGCGGGCGGGCGGGCGGUCGCGGCGGCCGCGGCGGCUGGCAGGGCGGCUCGGGCCCGUCGCGGCGCUAGCAGGGCCCCUCUCACGGGGCCGCACUCUAGCUUUAAGUACCUAGUGCUCUAGCACAUAAGUGGACUACCAAGAUGUGUGCACCAUAUUUCAUUUUCCCUUGUAAUUUGUCCAACAAUUGACUUAAUAAAUGGGGUAUUUUACAAUGAGCAGGGACCCAUAAGUUACAAGAUGUAACAGGGCAAGUUCUCUUAUGUGAUUAUUAUUCCCUCAGUUGGUGAUAUGGGUACUUAGUUCAUCUUGCGAUGGAUGUACCCCUGACUACACCAAUUGGAAAUAUAGUUGUGAAUAAUCACUAAUUCAUUUAGAAUGCCUGAUAGAGAUUAUGGAUACCAAUUUGCAACGAGACACAAUGUACACUUCAUUAUUGUGUUUACAAUUUUGACAGAUAUGGGAUUAGUGGCAACUGUUUUAGCAACUACCUAUACGAAAAAACGGAAUUCAAACAGUUCACAGUAUGGAUAUACUGUAGGAGACAUAUCUGCUUGUUAUAGAAUACCCCAUGACAUGACGCUAGUGCUCCUGUAUGUGUAUGGAGUAGAGGCUGACAGCCGUGUGUAUGACGAUUGUGGUAUUAUGUUGUGUGCAGACUGAGUGGACUUCAAUAAAGUCAAAGUUUACCAGUU